AGCCCUGCAGCCUCCCCAGCUCCAGCCCUGCUCACAGAGCCCUCGGCCCCACAGCACCAUGAAGGUCCUGGCAGCCUCCCUGCUCGCCCUGCUCCUCGUGGCCUCCUGCUCCCUCUCCAAGGCCCAUCUCGACGGCGUCCCCACCACCUGCUGCGUCACCUACCAACAGCAUCCCAUCCCUCUUCGCCUCAUCAACUCCGUCUUCAUCACCAGCAGCAGCUGCACCAACCCAGCAGUGAUAGUGGUCACCAAGAAGGGGAGGCAGGUGUGUGUGGAUCCCAAGGAGCCCUGGGUGCAGGAGCGCCUGAAGCAAUUCCAGAACCUGAAGAACUGACCCUUCCUCGCUGCCACCCGCGAUGCCCACGGUCCCACCCCUGCGUGGCCUCCAGCCUCAGGCACACACACGAGAGCCCUCGACCUGCAGCCUCCUUCAAGGGGAAAAAUGGUUUUAUUUAACUUAUUUAAGUUAAAUUAAAUAAUGUUUUUCUAAAAAAAAAAAAAAGAAAGUACAAAAAUAAUUUAUGUUAUGUCUUA
This is a messenger RNA of Myiozetetes cayanensis, 534 nucleotides long. Its product is annotated as C-C motif chemokine 4-like. Gene Ontology annotation, cellular component: extracellular region. Lineage: Eukaryota; Metazoa; Chordata; Aves; Passeriformes; Tyrannidae. The record is from RefSeq and is a predicted model, not a curated record. Gene Ontology annotation, molecular function: chemokine activity; CCR chemokine receptor binding. Gene Ontology annotation, biological process: cellular response to interleukin-1; cellular response to tumor necrosis factor; monocyte chemotaxis. The transcript is spliced from 3 exons. The coding region runs from base 59 to 334 and encodes 91 amino acids.